GCUGGAACAAGCUUCUCUUUGGGGUUGUAAUGGCCACCCAAGGCAGGGCAGCUUUAGGUCUUAUCUCUAGGGGUGCUGUUCUCCAGAAGCAGGAAGGGCGCCUGACUGUAAAGCAGGAGCCAGGAGGCCAGACCUGGAGGCAGGGCUGCAGUCUCCAAAGGAACCACCCUCCCGUUUGUGAAAUUUUCCGGCUACACUUCAGGCAGUUAUGUUACCACGAGAUGUCUGGGCCCCAGGAGGCGCUGAGCCGGCUGCGGGAGCUCUGCCGCUGGUGGCUGAUGCCAGAGGUACACACCAAGGAGCAGAUCCUGGAGCUGCUGGUGCUGGAGCAGUUCCUGAGCAUCCUGCCGGGGGAGAUUCGGACCUGGGUGCAGCUGCAUCACCCCGAGAGUGGUGAGGAGGCCGUGGCUGUGGUGGAGGAUUUCCAGAGACAUCUCAGUGGCCUGGGGGAGGUCUCAGCUCCAGCACAGGGACAGGAAGUGCAUCUGGAGGAGCUGACAGGCUUGAGUGCAACAGAGGAGUCGCCUCCUGCCUCCCCCGUCGGUGACGGUUCAGCCGCUGGAGGCCACCUGGAGCCUCUUCCUGAUGCAGGGGCACGCCAGCCCCGCAGUGGGCGCUCCGUCAUUCAUGUAUUUAGCAAGUUUUUGUCAAGCACAUGCCAUGGGAAAGGCACUGUUGGGAGCAGAGACCCAUGGUACACCGUCACCACUUUCAAAGAGCUAGUUACCUAGUUGGCAGAGUGUAAGAAGAGACAACCUCAUAAGAAGCAUGAGUAACAUCUGUCCCCAGGCAUCUGAAGCCAUCACAAAUGAGCAAUAUGGACAUGUUAAUGGGGAGCUGGCAUGUGUAGGGAUGCUUCCUGGAGGAGGUAGCAGUGGGAUUGGACAGUGAAAUAUCAAGGAGAAAGUGAAGGAGUCGAGGAAGGUGGUGGGCCCCAGAAUGGGGAAUAUAAGCAAAGACUCUAGGUGGUUAAUGCU
Phyllostomus discolor (pale spear-nosed bat) is the source of this 977-nucleotide messenger RNA. Its product is annotated as zinc finger protein with KRAB and SCAN domains 7-like. Lineage: Eukaryota; Metazoa; Chordata; Mammalia; Chiroptera; Phyllostomidae. The coding region runs from base 30 to 731 and encodes 233 amino acids. The record is from RefSeq and is a predicted model, not a curated record. The transcript is spliced from 3 exons.